UCGCUUGCUUUCUUCCUCUUUCUGUCUCUCGCUCUCUUUUUUUCUUCCUUCCUUCCUUCCUCCCUCUUUCUCUCAUAUUCAGGAGCCUCCAUUCCCAGUAUUACCUUUGACCUUGACCUACUCACAGUGCUGCCUGGGGACCAACCCACAAGUGCCCGUGUGAACAGGAGGAAGAGCAGCAGCUCAGGCCCACGCCUGGGAGGCAGCUCCGUGCCCCGGGCUUUCUGGAAGGGGUUCUUCUUCUAAGGGUUGUGCUGCUUCCACGUGAUGGAAAUCUGUUCUCUGACUGUAGGAUGUCAUCCGAGUGCUGGUUAGGGAAACUCCAGCGGGACGGCCGUGCCUGUCCUAUUCUCAUGGAACGAGAGCUGAGAGCAGGUAGAGUAAGACACGUAUCUCAGCUUCUGCGACUGUGGGCAGUUAUCACGUCAGAACGAACACAUCGUCCGAGGCUGCCCCACGUCCUGGCUGAUUUUAAGUACCUACCUGGGGGAAUUGUUCUAGGACCAGAAGGCAUGGCCUCUACUGAUUGCCCGUCAGGAGUCGUGGACAUGAAGACUCAGCACGGUGAUAGCCCGAUUGCAAACCACGUGAGCUCCUCUGACCAGCUUGAGCAGGAAAGGAUGUACUGUGCUGUGAGGGCGAGCAGAGAAUCGCACAGAACGGCGAUGAGUGUUGAGACUAUGUUUCCAGGACCAUCGCCCAGACCACAGGAUGGGACUGCGCAGGUGAGGAAGCUGCCCCCGCCAGUCCUUUUCAGCACCACGCGCUGGACUGGCCAAGACGCCCUGCCCCUCCAGCAGCAAGAUCGCGCCAAGAGCCCGCGCGUGGGUGCGAACGCCAUGCCCCGGACGUGCAGCCGGCUCCGCGGGGCAUCGCCCUUGCGCUGGGGCAGCGAAGCUUCGGAGCGGGGAGGGGGCAUCUCGCACCAGGGAACACGGGCUCUCGAUUGGUGGAUGGACUGAAAAGAGACUUUGGAGGGGCUCCCAGUGGCCACCUCUUGACAACUGAGCAAAAGCAAUAAUAUGCAUUGUUGAUAAACAUAUAUCUAUGAAAAUCCGUGAGUCUGUUACGCUCAAAAGGACAAAAGCCAGAAAAAAUAAUUCAAAGUACUUUGUUACAACUGAAAUAGCUACUGAACCAAUCACACUUUUAAAACUGGGCAGAAAAGGAAGAACAGAGUAUUUAGCCUCCCUUUCCGACAGGGUUUGCUCAGCAAGGCCUGAGACUCAGUGAACAGUCUUGGUGGGCAGAGUAAACCUUUGUUCUACAGAAGGCUCUCUGAUAACAAGAGACAGAAAGCCACGGUCCAGCUACCCUCACGGAUCACAAGCUGGGUUGAGAACUACUGUUGGGGCUGGAAUAUCCCCACGCCGGCCUCCGGCGGCCCCCUCGGAGCACCUGGGAGGAGUCAGCGCCGGGCCCCAUCAGGAGCACGGAUGGCAGCCACGUUUCAUGCCUGCUGGUUCAGAAACAUUCUCUCUGUGCACCUGUGGACAAGCACAUCUUUGGCCUGAGACCAGCUGUCGCAAUAAAGCUGCCAGGCAGGGAGUUGCUAGUCCUCACACAGCUCCUCAGUGGUUUCUGUUACAUCCACCUCCAGCAGCGGCAUCCUGGGGGCCCUGUGGCCACCGCGGCUUAGCUCAGCCCUCAGCAGCCCGUGGGGCCGGCAUUCCCCUCCCAGACCAGCGGCCUGCCCUCCUCGCACCCCCGGGGACCCUAGAAGCCCACCACCCUGCCUGGGGCUUCAGUCCCAGGUAACCCGGCUUCGCUCUUGUUGGCUUCUCUUCUGAUCCUGAAAAACAAAAUUAUUUUGAGAUAAUCAAGUGACUUUGAAGCAAUAUAACGUCACGUCGGGGUGUCAGGACGCCAGAUGUUGUAACAGCCACUGCUGCCUUCUGCAGCCGCCUGCAGAGGCGUCGGAGAAAACAGCUGAGAAAUCCCAGACGGAGAGGGGAGGAGAGGGGAGGAGUGACCGCACCGGCUUGAGUGGCAGGACUGACCACCGCCCUGUGCCUGGGGAGAGCACCGAUGGGAGCUGUGUGGUCCCCAGCCAGCUGCCUGGAGGAGUUACGAAACUGGAUUUCUCAACCAUCUCCCCCUGACGGUUUGCCACGUCUGCACCCGGGGAGGAGCACUUCCCGGGGCCAGGACUCCCACUGCCUGCCAGUUGGAAAGUCCAGGCAGUGCAGAAAGAACUUCGCACUGGCCGCCUCCGCCUCGUGGACCUGUCACGCGGAGGAAGGAGAUGCUCUGGGGCUGAAACCCUCGCGGCGCUUUGGACCUGGCAGUGACGUCGCUCAUCUUGGACGUUACUCACAGCGCAUGCACAUCCAUAAACGCCGUAUUCUAUUCUUUGAAACGAAAAAUGCUUUGAGCCCCUGAGUAUUAUUUAGAGAGAGUGUUAUGUGAGGUCAUUUAAACAUCUGAAAAUACAUCCCUGGGGUUUUGAAGUAAUUAAGCUUUGCGUCUAC
This is a messenger RNA of Vicugna pacos (alpaca), 2471 nucleotides long. The record is from RefSeq and is a predicted model, not a curated record. Lineage: Eukaryota; Metazoa; Chordata; Mammalia; Artiodactyla; Camelidae.